AAUUAGAAUAUUCUCAAACACAGUUCUGCGCAUGUGCCAAAUCGGUCGGUGUUUCCUAACUUGCCGGUUUCCGCCAUUUUCUACGUUAAGCGCUGAGUUACCUUGAAAAGAAAUUUACAAGACUGUUGUUGGUAUUCGUCAAGAGAGUCACGAGUAAUAACAUUUUGUAAUAAUACACCUAUCGGUAUCUGAACAUGGAAGACGAUUGCCACCCCAAAACACUAUACGUGGGAAACCUGUCAAGAGAUGUCACGGAGAACCUAAUUCUGCAGUUGUUCACACAGAUAGGACCUUGUAAAAGCUGUAAAAUGAUAACAGAGCAUACAAGCAAUGACCCAUAUUGCUUUGUGGAGUUCUUUGAGCAUAGGGAUGCUGCUGCUGCGCUGGCAGCCAUGAAUGGCCGGAAGAUCCUUGGGAAGGUAAAGGAGCUAAAAGUUUACAUGCCAGUGUUCUGUUGAAAUCUGAUAACCGGCAGGGAACUUUUAGACUUAUAGACUGCUGUUGCUGCAACGGUUUUCAGUGUUACAUCCUCAUUUACUUGUUAUGGGAUUCAUUAUGUGAAUAAGAUUUUCUAUUUAGUCAGCUUUAUGCAUAUGAGAAUUAGCAGUUUUGAAACCCCAGUUUUAUUUUCAAACAGUCUGUGAAGCUUGUGACAGAAGCAUAAGG
Molecule: messenger RNA, 666 nt
Organism: Clupea harengus (Atlantic herring)
Lineage: Eukaryota; Metazoa; Chordata; Actinopteri; Clupeiformes; Clupeidae
Gene: tial1
Product: nucleolysin TIAR-like
Exons: 3
Coding region: 195-458 (87 amino acids)
Molecular function (GO): RNA binding; DNA binding
Source: RefSeq, a predicted model, not a curated record